This is a messenger RNA of Caenorhabditis briggsae, 714 nucleotides long. NCBI's taxonomy places the organism in Eukaryota, Metazoa, Nematoda, Chromadorea, Rhabditida, Rhabditidae. The transcript is spliced from 3 exons. Gene Ontology annotation, biological process: translation. The record is from RefSeq and is a predicted model, not a curated record. Gene Ontology annotation, cellular component: mitochondrial large ribosomal subunit. The coding region runs from base 1 to 714 and encodes 237 amino acids. Gene Ontology annotation, molecular function: structural constituent of ribosome.
AUGAACGCCCCAGUGAUCAGAAAAAUACGCACCCGACGCGAAUACAUCCCCCUAUCCCUCGUCGAAUUUGCUCGUCUCAUCGAUCUUGGCUGGAUCAAUCCACGUCUUCCAAUCGACGUCUCCACCCUGUGGGCCACUCAGAAAUUCCAAAUCAACCCGAAAAUCCUACAAUACAACUUCGAUUUAACCGAAAAGGGGGCCGACUCGUUUCCCUAUCCAAUCGAUAUCGAAGUACAGUAUGCCACACAAUCGGCGAUCGCUGCAGUUGAGAAGGCUGGCGGCCGGGUGCGAACCGCGUAUUACGAUGUGGAGAGUCUUGAAGCGGCGGUGAAUCCGAAGGCGUGGUUUGAAAAAGGACGCGUGGUUCCGAGAAGGAAGACGCCGCCAGCUAGUCUUAUCGAAUAUUAUAUGGACGCGAAGAAUCGUGGAUAUUUGUGUGAGGAGACGGAAAUUGAGAAGGAACGUCAAUUGAGUGCUGAUGUUAGAGGAUACGAGCUGACGGAGACGCUGAAAAUCACUUCUGCAUUGAAAUCGAUCGAUCAAGUGUUCCACGGAAUUCCAUCUGGAUGCGUCGUUUCAUUGGCUGAUCGGAAAGUGUUCGCACCGAAAAAUGAAACCUAUCAAGGUAAUCAAGAGCAACAAGAGAAGUUAAUGGGUCAUCAUCGGAUGCUCGUCCAAUUUUGGAACUCAAUAUUCUGUGAAGAAAUUUGUUAA